This is a messenger RNA of Aspergillus ibericus CBS 121593, 502 nucleotides long. RefSeq lists its product as uncharacterized. The record is from RefSeq and is a predicted model, not a curated record. Bases 84 to 338 code for a protein of 84 amino acids. The transcript has a single exon. NCBI's taxonomy places the organism in Eukaryota, Fungi, Ascomycota, Eurotiomycetes, Eurotiales, Aspergillaceae.
AAUCCGGCCAGAAGCGCGCCCGUGACGACGAAGCCGGCGCGAACGGCGACCACCCGGCCAAGAAGGUGGAUGCCAAGGAGUAAAUGAUCUCACGUCACACAAAAGUUUGGAAUCUCAAGCUAUCUAUCAAUUUGCUUGAUUGUUCUUUAUUCGAAAGGGAAAUUUAUGGGAAAAAGCAUGGCUUGGCUCGAUUACCCCGACUUGAAGAAGACCAUACCAUAAUGGCGUUGUAUAUUUGUUGCUUAUUAUUAACAUUUCCUUUUUGCUUCAAUGAACCAUACAAUCUAGAUCGAAUCGGAUUCGAUGAUAUUGGCUUUUACCUUUUCUUGUCAUCGUAGCAUACAUACCCUUCACGUGUCGCACUCGAAAGGAGCACUCAACAUAUACAUCAUCUGUAACUACUACUUAUGUCACAGUUGACAACACUAGCCGGCCUUUGUCUACCUUGAGUUGCCCGAUGCAGCAGUGCAGUACUUAACAUCUACAUCUCUGCCAAUCCCUU